Molecule: messenger RNA, 1077 nt
Organism: Ostrea edulis (European flat oyster)
Lineage: Eukaryota; Metazoa; Mollusca; Bivalvia; Ostreida; Ostreidae
Exons: 1
Coding region: 1-1077 (358 amino acids)
Biological process (GO): DNA integration
Molecular function (GO): nucleic acid binding
Source: RefSeq, a predicted model, not a curated record
AUGUCGGCUGAUAUUGAGGAUAUGGUCCUCAAAUGUAAUACAUGUCUAGAAAGGCGUUAUGACAACCCUAGGGAACCCCUGAAAUCCCAUAGUAUUCCAGAGCAGCCCUGGCAGGUGCUUGCUUCUGACCUAUUUAGCUGGCAUGGCCAAGACUUCGUGCUGGUAGUUGACUACUACAGCAGAUAUUUUGAGGUCAACAGACUCGAGGAUACACGCUCAAACACUGUUAUUCUUAAACUUAAGAAAACCUUUUCGCAUCAUGGUAUCCCAGAGAAACUAAUUACAGACAAUGGCCCACAAUAUUCGAGUGGGGAAUUCAGAGAGUUUAGCAAGCAGUAUGGAUUCGUACAUGAGACUUCAAGUCCACAUCACCCCCAAUCUAAUGGGCUUGCCGAGAAAACGGUACAAACCAUUAAACAUAUAUUCUCAAAAUCUCAGGCGAGUCGUACAGAUCCCUAUCUGGGCAUUCUUGAGUAUCUAAAUACACCUUUAGAAACCGACUUGUCUCCAGCUCAACUUCUGAUGAGCAGGAGAUUGCGCUCCAUCUUACCGUCGACGCUGGCUCAGUUACAACCAAAUGUGGCUAAUCAUGAGAAAUUCCGCAAACAGUUGUCUGAAAACCGUGACAAGCAAGCGAAAUACUAUUCAUCUAUCGCAGAGCCGCUCAAACCCUUACAAGCCGGUGAAACAGUGCGUCUUAGGCGUGAUGGCAUAUGGACACCUGCUACCAUUACGCAGAUACACAAUCCUCGCUCAUACCAGGUUCAAACACCUGACGGACGUGAAUACCGACGUAACCGCCGUCAAUUGCUUAAAACGGGGGAGAAUUCUGUUGAAAAUGUUGAUCCAUGUCUUGCACUUGCCACACCUAACAACCACCAAUUUGUCCAUAUUAGAGAAAGCGAGAUAAAAAACUCACUGCCGCCUACGAUUCACUCAGCCACCCCACGUCCAACCCUGACAACUCAAAAAACUCAACCCAUAUCACAAUCGAUGCCUGAGUCUGACCACAACUCUCAUUUGUACACUACCCGAUCUGGACGUGUGAUCAAACCACCAAAUAUCAUGAACCUUUGA